Molecule: messenger RNA, 2358 nt
Organism: Episyrphus balteatus (marmalade hoverfly)
Lineage: Eukaryota; Metazoa; Arthropoda; Insecta; Diptera; Syrphidae
Gene: Nsun2
Product: tRNA (cytosine(34)-C(5))-methyltransferase
Exons: 9
Coding region: 36-2183 (715 amino acids)
Biological process (GO): tRNA methylation
Cellular component (GO): nucleus; cytoplasm
Molecular function (GO): tRNA binding; tRNA (cytidine-N5)-methyltransferase activity
Source: RefSeq, a predicted model, not a curated record
AAAACACCAACGAACGACAACGAGAAAAUUUAAACAUGGGUCGUGAUCGUGGUAAAAAACAAAAUCCCUUUGCUGCCAAAAAACGCAACAAGAGGCAAAUGGCCGACAAACCUGACAAACGUUCGGAGCCCUACAAAGAAAUCGUACGUGAAAAUGAAUCUUUUGAUAAAUAUUAUAAGGUACAAAAAAUAUGCAAAGACGAAGUCGAAUGGUCAAAGUUCCUUGCUGCCAUCAAAGACAAUCUACCAACCACAUUUCGUGUGACUGGUUUUAAAGAUGAAGCAAAAGCUCUUCUAGAAUUAAUUAAGACCAAGUUGUUUGAGUCUUACGUCGAAGGCGUUUCCGAAUUGCAUCAGAUUCCAAAGGAAAAAGUUGAACGCCCACUUUGUCUUCCUUGGUACCCCGAAGGAUUAGCCUGGCAAUUGCAUCUCACUCGUAAAGACAUUCGUCGUUCGGAGCACUUGUUUCGUUUGCAUAAUUUUCUGAUUGUUGAGACAAGUGCUGGAAGCAUAAGUCGGCAAGAAGCCGUCUCCAUGAUUCCGCCACUAGUUCUCGAUGUCAAACCAACCGAUAAGGUUCUUGACAUGUGUGCGGCACCAGGUUCGAAGACUGCUCAGCUAAUUGAAGCCUUACAUGCCGAGUCGGACAAUAAAAUCCCACCUGGCUUUGUGGUAGCCAAUGAUGUUGAUAACAAUCGCUGCUACAUGUUGGUACAUCAGGCAAAGAGAUUGAAUUCUCCGUGUUUUGUCGUAACCAAUCAUGACAGUAGCCAUUUCCCUAACUUGCUUAAAACAAAUCCAGAUGGUAGCCAGUCGGUAUUGAAAUUCGACAAAAUUCUCUGUGAUGUCCCUUGCUCUGGCGAUGGAACAAUGCGAAAAAAUCCAGAUAUUUGGACAAAAUGGAACUCAGCCCAAGGAACUAAUUUACAUGGCAUCCAAUACCGAAUUACUCGCCGUGGAGCUGAAAUGUUGGAAGUUGGUGGUCGUUUAGUAUAUUCCACUUGUUCAAUGAAUCCUAUUGAAAACGAAGCCGUAUUACAACGUAUUAUUCAAGAUUCGGAUGGAGCUUUGGAGAUUGUUGAUGGUUCCAGUUUAGUGCCGGGACUUAAGUUCAAUCCAGGCAUGACUGAUUGGGUGUUGGCGUCGAAGGAUUUGGAGAUUUUCACUAGUUUUGAUCAAGUUCCAGAGAAAUAUCACACUGUGAUAAGACCUAAUAUGUUUCCACUGCCGGCUGGUGAAAUAGAAAAAAUUGGAUUGGAAAAAUGUAUGCGCAUUCUUCCUCAUCUACAAGACACAGGUGCUUUCUUUGUCGCAGUUUUACAAAAGAAAAAAAAACUACCCUUUGAAAAAAAUGACGCCGAAGCGCUGGAGAAGCCAAAAGAGAAGGUGGAAUCAACUGAUGGCACUCCAACUGAAGAAGCUAAAUCAGCACCUUGGGGACCUCAACGUAAAAGGCGCCGCCUUCAUGGCUACAAAGAGGAUCCAUAUGUGUUUUUCAAAGAUGAUGAAAAUGUAUUUAAUGAAAUCAAGAGCUUUUAUGAAUUAAAUGAUGCUUUUGAUAGAAAAAGUCUGUUAACAAGGUGUAACAAUGAAAAAAAGAAAAACAUUUACUAUUGUUCAGAGCCAAUACGUGAUUUGGUUUUGCUGAAUGAGGAUUCAGUAAAAAUAAUUAAUACAGGAGUCAAGACAUUUGUACGUUGUGAAAAUCGUUACUCCAGUAACUCGUAUCGUUUGGCUCAGGAAGGUCUACAAACAUCGAAUGCAUUUAUUGGAGAAAGUCGUCGAAUUGAAGUUAGUAAAGAGGAUUUCAUAUUGUUGUUACAAUGCACAGAUCCCACGAAGCCACCUUCAACGACGGAGUUGAGUGAGGAUACACAGAAAAGAGCAAAAGAAUUAGGUGUCGGAUCUUGCAUUCUGAAGUAUGUAGAUAAGCGAUUUACUCUUUUUGUUGUUGGAUGGAGAGGCUCAUCAAGUCUUCGCGCUUAUGUUGAUGUUAACGAAACUGUACAUAUAUUACGGCUUCUUGGAGCUGAUUUGUCCAAAUUUGAAAAAAAUAAAUUCAAAAAAGUUGAGGAUAAUGCUGUUGUUGAGGAGAAAGGAGAAGAAGAUGAUGCUGAUAUUGUAGCAGAUGAAGUAGCAAUCGAAGCAGAUGAAGCUGUAGAAAUGGAAUCAAAGGAUGAAUAACAUCCAUGCACAAAUUAAAUCACAUGUGUUUUUUUAAACUCCAAUAUGAUACAUAUUUAUCAUAAGCAUUUUAUGUUUUGAUUACUUAAAGGAUAUACAUAUUUGAUGAAUGUAUUUUUUUUUUUUGUUACUGUAAAAUAAACUUAAGUUUUUCUUUUACUCUAGAAUUAAAAUG